GUUGCACUUACCAUAGUUGUACUUUCAGGGUCUGACAUGGCUCACCUGAUGACAAUGCAGUUGCUUCUGAUGAUAUGGGUGGCUGAAUGUACACAGUACAGAGCUGCUCGGGCCAGGACUGAACUUCUCAAUGUCUGCAUGGAUGCCAAGCACCACAAAGAAAAGCCAGGCCCUGAGGACAAUUUACACCAGCAGUGCAGUCCCUGGAAGAAGAAUUCCUGCUGUUCCACGAACACAAGCCAAGAAGCGCACAAGGACAUUUCCUACCUGUACAAGUUCAACUGGAACCACUGUGGAACUAUGACACCGGAAUGCAAGCGACACUUCAUCCAAGACACCUGCCUCUAUGAGUGCUCCCCUAACUUGGGACCCUGGAUCCAGCAGGUGGACCAGAGCUGGCGAAAAGAGCGAAUCCUCGAUGUUCCCCUGUGCAAGGAGGACUGCCAGCAGUGGUGGGAGGAUUGCCGCUCCUCUUUUACCUGCAAGAGCAACUGGCACGUGGGGUGGAACUGGACCUCGGGGUAUAACCAGUGUCCCGUGGGAGCCUCCUGCCGUCCCUUCGUCUUUUACUUCCCUACCCCUGCCGCUCUGUGUGAGGAAGUCUGGAGCCACUCCUACAAGCUCAGCAACUACAGCCGAGGGAGCGGCCGCUGCAUCCAGAUGUGGUUCGAUCCCGCCCAAGGCAACCCCAAUGAGGAGGUGGCGAGGUUCUACGCCGAGGCUAUGAGUGGAGCUGGGCUUCACGGGGCCUGGCUGCUACUGUGCAGCCUGUCUUCAAUGCUGCUUUGGGUGUUUCAGCUGAGUUCCUUUUACCUUCUGAUGCCUGGCACUCCCUGGCUGGCUUAGGCUCCCAGAUCCCAGACUUCUUUGGGCCCGGGCUCUGACAGCCU
This is a messenger RNA of Acomys russatus (golden spiny mouse), 890 nucleotides long. Its product is annotated as folate receptor alpha. The record is from RefSeq and is a predicted model, not a curated record. Gene Ontology annotation, biological process: sperm-egg recognition; fusion of sperm to egg plasma membrane involved in single fertilization; cell adhesion. The coding region runs from base 37 to 846 and encodes 269 amino acids. Lineage: Eukaryota; Metazoa; Chordata; Mammalia; Rodentia; Muridae. Gene Ontology annotation, molecular function: signaling receptor activity. Gene Ontology annotation, cellular component: external side of plasma membrane. The transcript has 3 exons.